Lizanozyma spartinae is the source of this 1470-nucleotide messenger RNA. RefSeq lists its product as uncharacterized. Gene Ontology annotation, biological process: DNA-templated DNA replication; rRNA processing. NCBI's taxonomy places the organism in Eukaryota, Fungi, Ascomycota, Pichiomycetes, Serinales, Debaryomycetaceae. The record is from RefSeq and is a predicted model, not a curated record. Gene Ontology annotation, molecular function: protein binding. The transcript has a single exon. The coding region runs from base 1 to 1470 and encodes 489 amino acids. Gene Ontology annotation, cellular component: nuclear pre-replicative complex.
AUGGAUGAAGCAGUGUUUUAUGUUGCAGAGGGAGAUCCAGCGGACAAACACUCUCAAGAAUCAAUAGCAUAUCAUGUCUCAGUUCAUGGCCAUCAACAACACGCAGCAUUUAAACUUGCAAAUGCCCCACAGAAUGGAGCAGUUUUAACAGGCACUGGUCCUCAAGAAAGACUCUUUGUUGCCCAGAAAAAGAAAGCAUUGAUAAACGUAUAUUCUUGGGGUAAAGAGUCCAUAGACCAGAGAAUACCUGUUCCUGAAGAAAUUUCGUGCUUAACUCUUGUUCACCAUCCAAAUACCACUACUGCUAUAAACAACCCACAUGAAUUGGCUAACUUCAGACUUCCAUGGUUGUUGGUUGCAGGAUCUCCUACAGGGAAGCUUUAUGUGUGGGAGCUUUCCAGUGGAGCAUUAUUAUGUGUUAAACAUGCUCAUUAUCAAGGUAUGCGUAAAGCAGUGGUUACCAGAUGCGGUACGUUCAUCAUUACUGUUGGUGAUGAUGGAAGAUGUAUGGUUUGGCGUACGAUUGAUUUAAUCAGCUUUACUGACAAGGCCCAAUCUGAUGUUAGUACCAAUGCACUUUUCCAUUCAAUGGCAGACCAUACUCUCCCUAUUACAGAUGUGGUGCUUUCACCUACUGGACAGUUACAAGAUUUAAAAGUUUAUACUAGUUCUCAGGAUGGAACUGUUAGAGAAUAUGACUUAUUAACAAAGCAACUUGUUACUACAUUUGUAUUGCCUAAUCCUGUGACAUCUCUUUGCUUGGAUCCCGCAUCAAGACUUCUUUAUUGUGGGUUGAAUAAUGGUGUUAUACGAUCAGUGCCUAUGUAUACUGUGAAUAAGCACAAUCAAACAUUAGAGCAUAUAGGAGGAUUAGGAUCUAUUGUUACUGUUUCAGAAAACGAUCCCAACUUGGAGUUCACAUUUGUUAACCAUCAAAGUAAUGAUAGCGAGACCUUGGUGACUCAACUUAAAGUAUCUCUUGACGGUACUUUAUUAAUAAGUGGUGAUAGUAAAGGUCGCGUGCUCAUAAGUGAUAUUAUUUCUAAGCAAGUGAUUAAGAGUUUGACUUCGUUAAAUUCUUCCAUAAGUUUCAUAGAAACCCAAGUGUUACCUUCGGACUUUAAUGAUAGUGGGUUACUUAGAGGCGACAAGAAGCACAGAUUGAUUCCCAAUUUAAAGAGAAUAUUGGCUGGUGGAGAAGAAAGACAUAAGCACGAAUUAAAUAUUCAAAUCACUGAUGAAGUGGAGGAACAUGAUGAUUUCCAUUCAUGGUUGGCCCAAAAGAGUAGGGAGGAAUUGGAGUUCAAGAACUUAUCUGAUGUCAAUUCACAAAUAACAUCUGCUGAUGUUGAAUCAUCAAACUCUACUGAAUUGCAACUGAAAUUAGAUAAAAUCUCAGCUGCAUACACCGCACUUAGAAAGAACCAUGAAGACUUAUUUGAAAAAUAUAAGGCAGUCAUCAAUGAUUAG